Messenger RNA from Knipowitschia caucasica, 219 nucleotides. Lineage: Eukaryota; Metazoa; Chordata; Actinopteri; Gobiiformes; Gobiidae. The record is from the annotation of a GenBank genome assembly.
AUGUCCCGGAGUGAAGACGCCGGCGAGGAGCUCACGGAGGUCUUCAACGAUCUCUGGCGCCUCGACGUCAACCGCCUCAGACCGGGGACGGAUUACAUCAUCGACCUCCAAGUACGAUACGAUACUAAAGAGAGAGAGAGAGGAGAAGUAACCAGUGCAGGGAGUAAUGUGAGGCAGUGUUUCUCAACCAGUGGGCUGGGGUACUUUGUUGUGCCGUAA